AUGGAAAAACAUCGACAAAGCAGUCUGUGGCGCUUACGAUCCAAGUUUGCCCAGGUAUGCAAAGAUAGGAAAAUUGAUGGACAAAGCCAUGCUAGUUGUCAAACCGUUAUACAAGGUGGCCAAGAUGUUGAAUUCUCAACGCAAAUGGAACAGCAAAAGGCUUCAACAAAACGAGAAGUGUGCUGCAAGUCUUUAUUCUCAUUGGAGAGAUCUUUCCCCAACGGUAAUGUCUUCCCAAAGCUUCAUGACUUGGUGCGGCACGUUCCUGAAUUUAUUCGUGAGCACGGAAUGUAUGGAAUAUGCUCAGAAGAAGGAUUUGAGGGCUACCAUGUCAAACACAAACAAGAGUAUUCAAAUUUGAAAUCCAUGAAGGAUCCUUCAAAGAGAACUGCUGUACUUGAUAGACGUCUUCAGACUUAA
Messenger RNA from Cylindrotheca closterium, 420 nucleotides. The record is from the annotation of a GenBank genome assembly. Lineage: Eukaryota; Bacillariophyta; Bacillariophyceae; Bacillariales; Bacillariaceae.